Molecule: messenger RNA, 2079 nt
Organism: Suillus discolor
Lineage: Eukaryota; Fungi; Basidiomycota; Agaricomycetes; Boletales; Suillaceae
Product: kinase-like domain-containing protein
Exons: 16
Coding region: 125-1957 (610 amino acids)
Biological process (GO): protein phosphorylation
Molecular function (GO): protein kinase activity; ATP binding
Source: RefSeq, a predicted model, not a curated record
CACAGGUGAUCUGUUAAGGUACCUUUCGCUGGGCUUGGUGGACAUUCACCACUGUUCACGUUCACAUACCAAACCAGCUACAAUUAAUCGACGUUGCAACCAGUCCUGCGUUUUUCGUAUCAGCAUGCCGACUCUUGUAAACUGGAAGUUUCUUGAGCCUAUCCUACGGCGCCGUGGCCAACCGUUUGCUGCCGGACCUUCAGUUGACCCACCUUCCGCAAGCGAGGUUCAGAAGAUGUUUCUUCAGUCACCAGUCGACGGUUCUUUCGAAAUUGACCCAAGCAUUGUCAUCAGGGGAACCAAUUAUCCGGUCGCUUCAGGUAGUCUUGGAGAUGUCUACAGAUGUACCUUGAACAGUGGCGCAAGUCAAGAAGAGGUUGCAGUCAAAUCUCUACGGUUCUCAAGUUUAGGUGAAGCUGAAGCCGCCAAGAUCAACCGUAAUCUUGAUCGGGAACUCAGUAUCUGGGCCAUAUUAGAGCACCAGUAUGUAAUACGCCUGUAUGGCACUGUGAUAGGUUUCGGUCCAUUCCGCGCUUUCGUCACCCCCUGGAUGCCAAACGGGACUUUGAACUCCUACCUAAAUCAUGCUGAUCUCACGGCAAUGGAUAACCUUUCCCUGCUCAAGCAAGUUGCGGAAGGUGUCAAGUAUCUUCAUGACAACGACGUGAUUCAUGGUGACCUAACUAGUGAUAAUAUCCUGGUCACUGCCGAUGGAUCCCCGCGCCUUGCAGACUUCAGUGUCUCGAAUAUUAUGAGAGAGUCUAAACCGGUAUACUCCUACCAUACUGGCGCACUUCGUUGGGCUGCUCCAGAGCUUAUUAUCUACUCCGAAGGUGGCACCGUACAAUGCGCCACCAAAUUCAGCGACAUAUAUUCUUUCGGGUGUCUCAUGCUUCAGGUAUUAUACGGGAAACUGCCCUACUGGUGGAUCAAAACUACCUUGCAAGUUAUUCCAUGCAAGUUCAAUUACCAAGAGCCCAUUAACGACACCUUGCAAAUUCAACCACAUCACCUUACUUACAUGCGGCGGUGUUGGUCGAUCAAUCCUGAAUCUCGCCCAUUGAUGGAGGAGACUCUAGCGUUCAUUGAUGGAGUGUUUCCGCAUGUUCAUGACUGGCCUUUGUUCUACAAUCUUCCAGAACUGCCUAAUCAGGUGAUCACAACAUAUGAGCAUCGCGGCACCGUGGCAGGGGGUCUGGGCGAUAUCUGGAAAUGUAGUUGGCUCAAGAACUCGGAGGAAACUGAAGUUGCGGUCAAAUCAGUCAGGGUUCCUUAUACAGGCAAUCAAGAUGAGGUCGAACGAAUAAUUAAGAUGAUUCUUCAAGAGGCUGCUGCCUGGGCUAAGUCGUCACACCAUAACAUCCUGCCUUUGUAUGGCACAAUCCCUUACUUCGGACCUCUUCCCGCCUUUAUGUCUCCAUGGAUGGCCAAUGGCUCGCUGACGGACUAUCUACGACGGGAGUUCUCCUGUAUGUCAGAAAACAGGAAAACAGACAUCCUAAACCAAGUGGUUUCUGCGCUUAAACACUUGCACGAUGAUGGAAUCGCUCAUGGUACUUUGACAAGUGAUAAUGUGUUCCUUGAUGGCUCUGGCAGGGUCUACCUUGCUCACUUUGGUCGUCUCUCCGAUAUUUUUGCGCGAGGAAAAGUGUCUGUGUCCGGCUUAGCAAAUACGAGGUACAUUGCGCCCGAAUUCGUCACUUCUAUUGUAGAUGCAGGAGCCUCAAAAUUGAGUAAGGCUGGAGACAUUUAUUCAUUUGGCUGUCUCAUGAUCCAGGAAAGGUACCUUAUUGGUGGAUUCACGAUGCCAGUGAAGUUCUUCCAGAAAGAGUCAAAGGUGCACAGCCCUUCGACAUGGAACAGGUCAAUGAAACGUAUUUGGCCUUUGGGCAACAAUGCCUGUCAGUUGAAAGCGAGGCUCGUCCGACGAUUGAAGACGUCUUUUGCUUUAUCUUAGUCCAAAGCAUCGGUGCGGCUGAUUUAACAAAUUCUAUCCGUCGGAUCAAUAAAUACCCCACAAACUCUGGAGGAUAUGCGGAUGUCCACAAAUGCCAGCUUGUCUUGGAUUCGACGACCGUG